AUGCUUCCUGGAUAUCCUUAUCCAUUCAACUAGCCAUAACUUCAGAGAUUAUAUACAUAAUUUAUAAUUAAUCAAGACAUUGUGGAAGACCUUGUAAUCUAAUAUCCAUUGUAUCCUCGAUUAAAGAUCAGAAUGAUAGGAUAAAUGGAUGUAAUAAAUUUAGUGAUAGCAUGCUUCCAUUCUUAUAGCACAUCAUAUUCUGGAAGGCCAUUCAUUUCAUUUGUGACGUCAAAAAUUAAGUUGUUAAAAUUAGAGCUCAAAAUAAUACAGAAAUCUAAUACCCAAAUUAUGGUAACAUAAUUCUUAUAAAUGAAGUCCAAAGAGCAUUCGAUAAAUCAAUCUUUGUUCAAAUUGAUGUCAUAAUUUUAACCUGAUUGCCAGUAUUUGUUUAAUUCUUGA
Paramecium octaurelia is the source of this 399-nucleotide messenger RNA. The record is from the annotation of a GenBank genome assembly. NCBI's taxonomy places the organism in Eukaryota, Ciliophora, Oligohymenophorea, Peniculida, Parameciidae.